ACACACACACACACACACACACAGAACCUGAGACAGAGAGGCAGACGACCCGGGAGGCAGCAAUGCAAGCGGACAAAAGCAGGGACAGACAAACAAAGGCAGAGACGUGUGGGGAGACUGCUGAAGCGAGGACAAAUGAGGAGGAAGAGAGAGUGAGAAUAAUGAAGAGGUGGUUGCACCAUCUGCUGCCUGAGAGAGAAACAUGUUAGCCAUUCAGAGGAGAGCAGGGAGGCAGCUAGCGAUCUGCAGUGAGAUACCCCAACAUCCCCUCCUGAAUGACGGUCACAAUGAAGAGUCAGCAGCCAAAAGAGGGGAGAGUUUUGACGAAGAGAUUUGCACUUCUCUAAGGGGACCAACGACACAGACACAAGCAGAAUCCACUCUCCUCUAACUUUGGAAAAUAAUCUAGACUGAGUGCAGUUACAGCGGGAAUAUUUAAUCCUGAAUAAUUAAUUACAUGACCUCAGAUCUGUGCUAAUCAGGGUUGCGAUGCAUACUCCAGCCUCCAUGGUGAUGGGGAUUGUCUUCGCCCCUUUGGGAUUGGUCCUGGUGUUCACUGCGGCCAUCACCCCUCAGUGGAGAGAGGGACAGGCUCGUCUGGGCAUGACAGGAGUCAAAGGUCAAGGGGUGGGGGUCAGGUCUGGGGCAGUGGAAGCUCUGCUGCUGCUGCGCUCUGAUGGCCUCUGGGAGAGCUGCGUGCAGGUGGAGCACUCGGAGCUGAAGCAGUGCUGGCCUGUGUCGGGUCCGUACCAGAGGGACCCGAGGGUUCGCCUGGCACAAGGUUUGAUCCUGAGCUCGUUGUUCCUGUGCGGCACCGGCAUCGUCCUGGCGUGUAUCGGGGUCCGGUGCUGGACAGAUAUUCCCAUGAGAGGUGUAGCAGCUACAGGGGGUCUCCUGGUGGUGACGGCCGGGCUGCUGAGCCUCACUGCGCUCGGGGUGUACACCCACAAUCUGGCAAGACUGGGGAUCAACUACCCCAGGUUCCCCCACCUCAUCCUGCGUCCGGCGGGCUCGCUCUACUUUGGGUGGUUGGGGUCUUGUUUACAGGUGGUGGGAGGCAUUGCUCUGAUGUUCAGCUUCAAACGAGCAAGAUAUCCCACCUGCCCAGCCUGCCCGGAGCUGACAGUCUGUCCUGCAUGCCGAUCAUGUCCCGAGAUCACCAAGCAUGACACGGAGGUAUACGAAGUCAGUUGUUAGAGUAUGAACCUCACACAUAAAUGACCUAAAGAUCAUAUGGGUGAAAAUGACCAAAUCUGGACAGGUGUGAACUUAAUAAAGUCAAUUCAAACUCAUCAGCUGAUACAUCUGCCAACUAACAAAAUGAGUCAAUUCAAAAUGACUGUGGAAAUGACUGCUCCAUAAUGGACUUGAAUGUCAGAUAUGAGCAAGACGGAUGUAAUUGCCUCGUGAUGUAGACAGAAACACAAUCACACAUAAUGUUACAAAAAACAAAAAAGCUCAAGUUUUCUGCUGCCUUUCACUGUAGUGAAAACAUGACUGAGUUAUCUUUGUGCCGUAUUUUACAUUGUAGCCACGCUUUUGUACUGUUAGCAAGAUGUUUUUACAUGUAAAUGUGACAUAUUUGUGAUAAAUGAAAUGCUGCUUAGAUAAUGUUAAGGCUUUGAAUAAAGACAAUUGAUUAAACGUGUUUUAGACAUUGUAAACUUUGAACGCUUGUUUUAUCUGUACUUUGUAGUAAGUCACAUUGAUGAAAAUCCCCUGUUUUUCUGACAAAUGUAGUUAAUUGGACUGUAGAGAACAAUCUUCAAAAAUACAUAUUUUAGAAGUCAGGUAGACUUUAAGAACAUCACAAAUAAUAUGUAGAUUUAUCAGCCUUCCAGAGUAAAUCUUUGUAAAAUACAUCCACAAAGGACCCUUCUAGGGAAUGUGAUAUUACUGUCUUGAUAACACAAACAUUGAGGAGUCCAAACAGUGUUUGAGGAGAAGGAGGAUGUACACCAGGGUGUUGUUUGUUGUUUGUAUUGGUGUUAACUUGUCACAGUGUGUUCAUACGUGGUGUAUUCCACAUUGAAUAAAACAUUAAAAACCUAAA
This is a messenger RNA of Gymnodraco acuticeps, 2053 nucleotides long. Its product is annotated as claudin-23. NCBI's taxonomy places the organism in Eukaryota, Metazoa, Chordata, Actinopteri, Perciformes, Bathydraconidae. Gene Ontology annotation, molecular function: structural molecule activity. The record is from RefSeq and is a predicted model, not a curated record. Gene Ontology annotation, biological process: bicellular tight junction assembly; cell adhesion. The coding region runs from base 490 to 1197 and encodes 235 amino acids. Gene Ontology annotation, cellular component: plasma membrane; bicellular tight junction. The transcript has 3 exons.